Messenger RNA from Anarrhichthys ocellatus (wolf-eel), 2445 nucleotides. RefSeq names its product proton channel OTOP2-like. The coding region runs from base 8 to 1798 and encodes 596 amino acids. Gene Ontology annotation, cellular component: membrane. Lineage: Eukaryota; Metazoa; Chordata; Actinopteri; Perciformes; Anarhichadidae. The record is from RefSeq and is a predicted model, not a curated record. Gene Ontology annotation, biological process: proton transmembrane transport. Gene Ontology annotation, molecular function: proton channel activity. The transcript is spliced from 6 exons.
GGGAAGGAUGUGUUUAGCCACCGGCUACCAAUGCGACUGUUUGACCCAUGGCAAUCCCUGUGAACCAUGCAGGAUGUCGGCCAAAGACAGGGAGACGGAGGAGGCCAGCCUGUCCAACAACAUCAAUGUGCCGAGUCAAGUGGAGGGCACGUGCGAGCCCGACCCGAACAUCCCUUCCGCUGGAGCCCUGAAGGACAGGGGCCGAAACUGGGGCUGGAUGCUGUCCGGGAUCAUUUGUGUGAACGUCUUGAUCCUGGGCUGCGCCCUGGUCAGCGGCAGUGCCAACAACAAUGUAAAGAUCGGCAGCGCUGACCUGCAGGUCUUCCUCAUCCUCCUCCUCCUCCUCACCUCCAUCUGGAUGGUUUACUAUCUCAUCUACACGGCCAGGAAAGACAAUGCUGUUGAUUACAAGGACGGCCAUGCUGGACCUGUAUGGCUCCGGGGAGGACUUGUGCUAUUUGGAUUGCUCAGCAUCGUCAUGGAUAUUUUCAAGAUAGCCAGCUAUGCGGGCUUCCUCCACUGCGAUUCUGCCGUUAAGGUUGCAUUUCCUGUGGUGCAACUUGUCUUCGUAAUUGUGCAGACAUACUUUUUGUGGAUGCACGCGAAGGCAUGUGUGCAGCUACAAAGGAACAUUACACGCUGCGGGCUGAUGCUCACCCUCUCCACAAAUCUAGUUGUGUGGAUGACUGCGGUCACCGAGGAGUCCCUACACCAAACAACAUAUCCCGAAUAUCCGAGCAACGACACCAAAAACUCAGGACGAAGCCUGUUCAUCAGCAAAGCGGGUUACGGAGACGAAACGUGCAAGUGCAGCCACACUUCAUGUAGCAUCUUCAAGGAGGCCUACUACUACUUGUACCCCUUCAAUAUUGAGUACAGUCUCUUUGCCUCAGCCAUGGCAUACAUCAUGUGGAAAAACGUGGGCAGAGUAACAGAAGAACACGAUCACCACAUCAAAUUCCGUAUGAAGGAUAUAUUUAUCGGUCCUGUGGCAGGAGUUCUCUUGGUGGCGUCGGGCCUGGCAACCUUCAUCGUGUAUGAGAUGGAAAUGGUUAACGGAGAUAUUGAUGACGACCGGAAGGAUAAAGCAGUGAUGAUGCACUUUAUCAUGAAUAUAGUGAUAGUGACCCUGAUGUCCGUCUCCACUGUGAUCGGCUGUGCCAUCUACAAGGUGGACCACAGGGAGCACGUAUCAGAGAAAAGCCCCACGCGGAGCCUGGAUGUGGGGCUGCUGGUCGGAGCCUCGCUGGGGCAGUUCAUCAUCAGCUACUUCACCAUCGUAGCGAUGGCUGCAACUGGAGCCAAAGGCUACCUGAACAGGCUCAACCUGGCCUGGGCGAUCCUGAUGGUGAUCCAACUCGGCCUGCAGAACUUUUUCAUUGUGGAAGGGCUACAUCGGGAGCCCUUCCACGAGGUGCACCAGAUCACUGUGGUUGCAAAUCCAUAUGUGCUGCAGCCGAGCAAAGACCUGAGCACCUUUGAAGGAUCAGACAUGGACACAAAGCCCAGUCCGGUACUCGCAGCACACAGCCCGCACGCACACAUGGCCGGGCACAAGCCCAAACUGUUGUGGAAGAGACGGAUUUUGAAGGAGGUCUGUGCCUUUCUGCUGCUGGGCAACGUCAUACUGUGGAUCAUGCCGGCAUUCGGUGCUCGUCCCCAAUUUGACCACGACACUGAAACGGAAUUCUAUAAAUUCAACAUGUGGGCUGCGAUUGUAAAUAUUGGACUUCCCUUUGGCAUUUUUUACCGCAUGCAUUCAGUCGCCAGUCUGUUUGAGGUUUUUCUGACCUCAUAACGCAUGCUGGAGCUCACGGCAGCCCACUGUUUUGACAAUAUAAAGCUGUUUUGUAUAAAUUGUAGUUUGUUUUGAUGUGUCUUUGUUAUUUCUCUCUACAUUUGUGAAGUGCACGUUUGUCAAACAAUGUUUCUCAUGAUGUUAAAGCUUGAAUAUGCAACAAUGUAAAUGUAUUCAAAAUAUCAUUGUCAGAAGUCAAACAAUAAUUGCGAUGUUAAUCUUUUGUGACAUCAAUUAUUAUCAUUAUUAGUAACACAUUAUUUGCAGUAUACAGCUGUAGUGAUCAACCCAAUUUUAUAAUUUUCUGACAUUUUGUAGAGCAAAUGAUUAAUUGAUUUAAUCGAGAAAAUAAUUGGUAGCUUAAUGGAUAAUGAAAAAAUGUGUUGUUUGCAGUCCUAAUUAUCAUCUUUUUGGGACUGAAUCUACUGUAUACUGUAUCUGAAAAGGGUUUUUUGGGGGUAAUAGAUGUUUUACCUUAUUGUUGAUUGGCCACUAUUUAAUUAAACAUAGAUUGUGGACAUCCUACUACGUUAUGUUGUUUGAAUCAAAAAUAAUCUAUGCAAUUUAAGUUUUGUAAGUUUGAACUGGUUGAAAUAAGUGCCACUUGGGUGUGAUUUUGUGCAAAAUACCAAAAACAAUAAAUCUAA